ACUACGUCUCACUGCCAGGCUCCCGCCGCUAGAUCCACUGCCGCCGCUGCCGCCGCUACCCCCAGCCGGCCCGGCCUCAGUCCCGCCGCCGCCAUGGCCCAGUAUAAGGGUGCCGCGAGCGAGGCGGGCCGCGCCAUGCACCUGAUGAAGAAGCGGGAGAAGCAGCGCGAGCAGAUGGAGCAGAUGAAGCAGCGCAUCGCCGAGGAGAAUAUCAUGAAGUCCAACAUCGACAAGAAGUUCUCAGCACACUAUGACGCUGUGGAGGCAGAGCUCAAGUCCAGCACCGUGGGUCUCGUCACCCUGAAUGACAUGAAGGCCAAGCAGGAGGCCCUGGUGAAGGAGCGGGAGAAGCAGCUGGCGAAGAAGGAGCAAUCGAAGGAAUUGCAGCUGAAGCUAGAGAAACUUCGAGAGAAGGAACGCAAGAAGGAGGCCAAACGGAAGAUCUCCAGCCUGUCCUUCACCCUGGAAGAAGAGGAGGAGGCGGGCGAGGAGGAAGAGGAGGUGGCCACUUAUGAGGAGGAGCUGGAAAGGGCAGAGACCACCACGAAGAAAAGGAAAUUGGGGAAGAACCCGGAUGUAGACACAAGCUUCUUGCCUGACCGGGACCGGGAGGAGGAGGAGAACCGGCUCCGGGAAGAGCUGCGGCAGGAGUGGGAAGCGAAGCAGGAGAAGAUCAAGAGCGAGGAGAUCGAGAUCACUUUCAGCUACUGGGAUGGCUCCGGGCACCGGCGGACGGUCAAGAUGAAGAAGGGCAACACCAUGCAGCAGUUCCUGCAGAAGGCACUCGAGAUCCUGCGCAAGGACUUCAGUGAGCUCAGGUCUGCUGGGGUAGAGCAGCUCAUGUACAUCAAGGAGGACCUCAUCAUCCCUCACCACCACAGCUUCUAUGACUUCAUUGUCACCAAGGCUCGCGGCAAGAGUGGGCCGCUCUUCAAUUUCGACGUUCACGAUGAUGUGCGCCUGCUGAGUGACGCCACUGUGGAGAAGGAUGAGUCACAUGCUGGCAAGGUGGUGCUGAGGAGCUGGUACGAGAAGAACAAGCAUAUCUUCCCCGCCAGCCGCUGGGAGCCCUAUGACCCCGAGAAGAAGUGGGACAAGUACACGAUCCGGUGAUCGGCAGCCAGCCGCAGCCGGGGCUCCCUCAGUGUUCCGCUGUGGGCGUGGCGCCAGUCAGCCCUUGGGCCCCUUCUGUUCCGGUGAGCAAGUGGCGCGGUCCAGCUGGAGCAGCGGUGCCGUUGUCCUAGAAACCUCCCUUAGUGAGAGAAGACCACCCAGUCCGCCCGCCUAACCGUGUGUUUCCAAGUGCAUCGCAGGACUGCUCUGUCUAGUUCCAGAUCGUUUCUGUCACCCCCAAAGGAGGCCCAGCCCCACGACAGCCCCCGCGCCCUGCACCCGCCCUCCUCCUGCCCCUGGAUUUCCUCUUCUGGAUGCCACAUGCAUAAAUGCAGUCAGACAGUA
Molecule: messenger RNA, 1458 nt
Organism: Erinaceus europaeus (western European hedgehog)
Lineage: Eukaryota; Metazoa; Chordata; Mammalia; Eulipotyphla; Erinaceidae
Gene: FAM50A
Product: family with sequence similarity 50 member A
Exons: 13
Coding region: 94-1113 (339 amino acids)
Biological process (GO): chromatin organization
Cellular component (GO): nucleus
Source: RefSeq, a predicted model, not a curated record